AAACUACUUCCGGUUGUGUAUUUUCAAAAUAAAGGUGUUGUUUAUGUAUGAGAGAGGUUGUCACUUGUGCAGUAACGAAUAUUUAUGUUUUAAUAGCAGGACCUACAGACUGGACAGUUUAUCUGUAACGUCGGCCCUUGAUAAAACGGAGCCAGUUGUGGACUCCUCGUACAUUGCUGCUGUGUAUGAGCACAAUGUAAUCCUGAACCCGGACCCUCGGGUCCCCUUGUCCCGCCCCGCCGCCCUGCAGCACAUGCAACAAAACCUGGAUAUCUACGAGGAGCAGGCUGCCAGAGCCGCUCAGCAGGGUGUCCAAAUCCUGGUGUUCCCAGAAGAUGGCAUUCAGGGUUUCAACUUCAGCCGGUCGUCCAUCUUUAACUACCUGGAAACCAUCCCUGACCCCCAGCAGCAGAGCUGGAACCCCUGCACAGAACCGGGGAAAUACAACAAAACUGAGGUUCUCCAGAGGUUGAGCUGUAUGGCCCGUCGUUACAACCUCUACCUGGUGGCUAACAUGGGCGACCUGCAGCCCUGCCCCCUGCAGACUGACCCCUCCUCCUCUUGUCCCUCUGAUGGACGCUGGCAGUUCAACACCAACGUGGUUUUCAGGUCAGAUGGCCUGCUGGUGGGGCGCUACCAUAAGCACAACCUUUACUUUGAGGCAGCUUUUGAUGACCCCCCGCAACCUGAGAUCAUAACGUUUGAUACACCUUUUGCUGGGAGGUUUGGUCUCAUCACCUGUUUUGACAUCCUGUUCCACAAGCCUACAGUUAACCUAGUGAUGAUGGGUGUGCGUCAGCUGAUCUUUCCCACAGCCUGGAUGAACCAGCUUCCUCUAUUGGACACAAUCCAGUUCCAGCAAGCCUUUAGUUUAGGCGCCAAUGUCACCCUGCUCGCUGCAAACAUUCGCAACGAUCAACUGAUCAUGACAGGAAGUGGCAUCUAUACUCCUUUCUCUGCAAAUUCCCACCAUGCCCAAAAAGGAGACCCAGAGGAAGGCAAGCUGCUCGUGGCCAGGCUGCCAGUCUUAAACCCACUGUGGGCGAGGCAGAGUGUGAUAGAGGGGUCUACAGCUACAGACUCUGGGUUCUGUCACAAGGAGAGCUGUUUGGAUUUUCCUGCUCCUGAAACCUCUUCUUCAGUUCCUCCUUCUGACUCUUCUGACUCUUCUGACUCUUCCAAGUCCACCUUCAUCUCAUCCAUGAUGCACGACCCAUUUACAUUUGUCCUCUUGAAGGAGACAGAGGGCAAAGUAAAUGUGUGUAGUGGCACAUUUUGCUGCCACCUGCAGUACCGACUGAUUCCACAAGGCAGUAAAGAGCUCUACGCAUUGGGAGCAUUUGAUGGAACACACACUGUGAAUGGGCGCUACGCUGUGCAGGUGUGUGCUCUCGUCCGCUGUGCAGGGUUGGACGCCGGUUCCUGUGGACAGGAAGUAGAAGAAGCUGAGUCCAGAAUAGACUUCCAGUUGGAGGGGAGGUUUGGGACCAUAUAUGUGUACCCAUCAGUUUUGGCCAGCAAGUUUGUCCUUGAGCAGCCAGAGCAUCUGGAAACAGCUGCAGAUGGCAGUGUGACCAUGAAACACUCAGACAUGAGCAGUGGGCUGGUCACUGCCUGUCUGUAUGGACGAAUGUAUCACCUGGAUAAUGAAUGAUCUGCUUUGGAACAGAUGUAAAGGAGAAAAAUAUCAAAUACAUUUAAAUACGAAUCAUUAAAAAAUGCUCUCACCAACACUUGUUUAGCUUUUACACAAUUUGUCUUUCGACAUACAUUACUGCAUCAGUCUUGGACAUCAAUUUCUGAUAUGUUGUCAUGUAGCACUCAAAAUAAAACUCUGUAGGCCUAUAGUCAGUCCAGAAGUUCCGUUUCAUCUCUUCCGAGACUAAAUCGAUAUGUAUUAAAUGGUAUUAGAUCUCGGUGGCCACCUACAGUUCUUGCUUGGAUUGCCUGACUACUCUUAGCAAUAUAGAGGUUAUCAAGGUAGCAGCAGGCUGGAUAGUCUGACUGUCUUACCACUCGUUUGUCUGUUUGAAUUUGUGAUAAUACCUCUGCUUGCACUCUGGCUCUCCGUCCCACAGUGGCCAGCAAAGCAAAGUAACAGAUCACAUGGAGAUUGUAGUAUACUAGAAUUCAAGAAGGCAAACCUUCCUUCUUGCUAUAACACAGUUUUUACAAGCUUGAAAAAUGCUGCUUAAAGCAAUUGUGCGGGUUUCAUGUCCCCCACUCACUCCUUUAGGUAGUUGCUCCAGAUUUUGGAGAAGAUGGAGAUUGUGUUAUGUCAACGAGAGCAUUAAUGAUUCAGUAUCUU
Molecule: messenger RNA, 2308 nt
Organism: Eleginops maclovinus (Patagonian blennie)
Lineage: Eukaryota; Metazoa; Chordata; Actinopteri; Perciformes; Eleginopidae
Gene: btd
Product: biotinidase
Exons: 7
Coding region: 44-1654 (536 amino acids)
Molecular function (GO): hydrolase activity, acting on carbon-nitrogen (but not peptide) bonds, in linear amides
Source: RefSeq, a predicted model, not a curated record